This is a messenger RNA of Coniophora puteana RWD-64-598 SS2, 1239 nucleotides long. RefSeq lists its product as uncharacterized. The transcript is spliced from 12 exons. Bases 990 to 1220 code for a protein of 76 amino acids. NCBI's taxonomy places the organism in Eukaryota, Fungi, Basidiomycota, Agaricomycetes, Boletales, Coniophoraceae. The record is from RefSeq and is a predicted model, not a curated record.
CUUGCCUGAGUCCUUCAAUAAACACUUGCCUGCAUUCAUCGCAAGUCAUCUCGCAACACGCAUGGCCAUACAGUAUGUGAAACCUUCUACAGCUUGAAGUUGGGCUCAGAUCCCCUUAUGCAUCUGCGCCGCGGUGCCGAGUUUGCUCUUGGGAGUAUACCUGCAUUGCGAGUAAGCUCAUGGUUUCUGUUCGGAUGUUGAUCGGAUGCUGCCCUUACUCGAAUCAACAAACUCAAUCCUCGACUUUGGAAGCUCAGGGAAAGUUCAUAUCUCUACUGCCGUCUUCUCUACAACACUCUGAUCUGAUUUCUAUAACGUAAAUGUCUUCCUGAGAUGGUAGCGGGAACACCUUCGGAGUUCUCGCAUAAGCGAUGCGUCCUUGGAUGCGUCUCCCUUCCGCAUGCUCUUUCCGAGUGAUAGAUAGGUGGUCCUGUUCAACCCUAAGACGUGUAAACUGCAACGUCCUCAUCGUCGAUGGUACAUAUAUCAAGUAACCAUCCUCUCGUGGCUUCCCGGAGCCUGCUUUAAGACCGCUGCUUUUGCGACAUCAGUGGUUAUUUGUCUUUUGUAUUAUGGGCGCUUUGGACGGUGAUAAGCUGAAUCAAUGCAUACGGGGAUCACAAGUUGUGUAGAGAAGUAUGAUAUGUGUAAACGUGGUAGGAGCAGUCAAGGUUAUGUCGUUGAUGACUGCACGGUGCGCUUCUGGUCAGUUUCCCUCGAUUCUUCUUUGGAAGACCGCCGAUACCGUUAUCCAAAUCACGGAUGCGAACAUGGUCGAACGUGUGCCAAAACCUACUUUACCAGAUAAUUCCAGCGGUCAGCUGACACGGAUCUUCCUCGUUCGGCUCUAGGUCGACUUCUUUCCGAACUACGAAGGCCAUGUUACCACAAGGUAUGAGUCAGCUCGAGAGUAUGAUAUUCUUGAUGUGAUGCAGCAUGUCUCGUCGCAAGUGUAUCUUCGCAUGCGCCGCUGCCUAUAAACCGCAGCAAUGCCGACGUCAAAGGUCCCAUACUUCGCGUCAAUCGAGGAAGCAUCCGUAGUACAGGACCGUAUCUUAGUCGCUCCAAUGGUUUUCGUAAUCUACGAUUAUCUGCUGGAUUUUGACCUCGAGGCGGAAUAUAUCUGGUGCCAAAAGUUUACAUCGACAAGCUUGGUCUACCUGAUUCUACGGUAUCUGGGUCUGAUCGUCACGGUAUCGACUGUACGACAUACCCUUUGAUUUGCUUACGCACUCAUUC